GCUGCGCUGGGCGGCGGCGGUAGAGCGGCUCUCCCGCCCCCGGCCCUCCGGCCUCCAGCCCCCCGGGACGGAGCGCCGAGCAGCCCCCGGCUCCGGGACGCGGACUAUGGGCGAGGAGCGCUGAGCGCCGGGGGAAGAGCUGAGGAUGAAGCGGAGAGCAUCAGACAGAGGAGCUGGGGAAACGUCUGCUCGGGCGAAGGCUCUUGGAAGUAGCAUUUCUGGGAAUAAUGCAAAGAGAGCUGGGCCAUUUAUCUUAGGUCCUCGAUUAGGUAAUUCACCAGUGCCCAGCAUUGUCCAGUGUUUGGCAAGGAAAGAUGGGACAGAUGACUUCUAUCAGCUAAAGAUUCUGACCCUUGAAGAAAGGGGGGAACAAGGCCUAGAGACCCAAGAGGAAAGGCAAGGCAAGAUGCUGUUACACACGGAGUAUUCUCUGCUUUCCCUUCUCCACACUCAGGAUGGCGUAGUUCACCACCACGGGCUCUUCCAGGACCGAGCUUGUGAAAUCGUUGAGGAUGUAGAAUCUACUCGGAUGGUCAAGAAAAUGAAAAAACGUAUCUGUCUAGUCCUAGACUGCCUUUGUGCACAUGACUUUAGUGACAAGACUGCAGAUCUGAUCAACCUCCAGCAUUAUGUCAUAAAGGAAAAGCGGCUGAGCGAAAGGGAGACAGUAGUUAUAUUCUAUGAUGUGGUCCGAGUGGUGGAAGCCUUGCAUAAGAAAAACAUUGUGCACAGAGACCUGAAACUUGGCAAUAUGGUGCUAAACAAAAGAACCCACAGGAUAACCAUCACCAACUUCUGUCUUGGAAAGCACCUUGUGAGUGAGGAUGAUUUGCUGAAGGAUCAGAGGGGGAGCCCAGCAUAUAUCAGCCCAGAUGUGCUCAGUGGUCGUCCAUACCGGGGGAAGCCCAGUGACAUGUGGGCAUUGGGAGUGGUGCUCUUUACCAUGCUGUACGGGCAGUUCCCCUUCUACGACAGCAUCCCUCAGGAGCUCUUCCGAAAAAUCAAAGCUGCCGAGUACACGAUCCCAGAGGAUGGCCGGGUUUCUGAGAAUACUGUGUGUCUCAUCCGAAAGCUGCUAGUCCUUGACCCUCAGCAGCGCCUGGCAGCUCCGGAGGUGCUAGAGUCUCUCAGUGCCAUCAUCGCCUCUUGGCAGUCUGUGUCUUCACUCAGUGGACCUUUGCAAGUGGUUCCAGAUAUUGAUGACCAGAUGAACAGCUCCGACAGCUCGCAAGAGGCCAAGGUGACCGAGGAGUGUUCCCAGUAUGAGUUUGAGAAGUACAUGCGGCAGCAGCUGCUCCUGGCAGAGGAGAAGAGCACCCUGCAUGAAGCCAGAAGCUUCCUGCAGAAGCGGCAGUUUGGGAGCGUGCCCCCAGUGCGGCGGCUGGGCCGGGACGCCCAGCCCAUGAACCCCCUGGACGCCGCCAUCCUGGCACAGCGCUACCUCCGGAAGUAGCGAGGGGCACUGCCUGUCCUCCAACAACAGCAAUAGCUACCCCUGCCCCCGCCCCCAGGGCCCCUGGGGGCCCAGCAGGUGACCUCAGCUCUCCAGAGGCACCAGUAGUGGCCACUUGGAGGCCACUUUCUCCAGAGCAACACACUCUGCUAGUGUCUGGAAUGAUCGAUUGGCUGUUUGUUUUUUAAUCUGAAAAGACUAGACAACUAAUCUGCUUUUAAUCAUGACUUUUUAAUCUACCUCUGUCUUUUUAACCAACCACGCUGUCUCUGGAUUGAGUGACCCUGGAGAGAGCCCUGGGCGCCCCCUCCUGGCAGGGUGGGCCAGGUAUCAGCUCAGGUGUGCUACUCCAGGGGGUUUGAAUAAGCUGAGUGGUGGGAGUUUAAGCAGCUUCACUGUUUCUUAAAGCCUGUUUCUCCCUCCUUCCUGAGUCCCUCCCCCACCUUUCCCCACCCUGACUUCCAUAAGCUUCAAGAAACCUUUGCCUCCUCUUAAACCUGGUUCCAAAAUAUUUAUUUUUUUUUUUUUACUGAAAGGAGCUAGUUUCCACCUUCUCUGUGGCUUGGCCUGGGCCCCGUUCCCCAAGCCCACCAGUCAUUGGGGGCACAGCCAAUUGUCCAGUCUAAACCCCAACAGACAUUGACCUUCCAGAGGUGAGGGGACUGGUGGAAGGAAGCCACCCCCACCCCCUCUGCCUCUUACUUUGGCUCUCCUCCUAAAGUGAGUAUUUUCUUUUUUAAAACGGUCUUUGACACUAUUGGUUUUCCUCUUUUUCAUAGCUUAUCUGAGGUGCCGUACACUUGCAUUACUUCUGAUUUCCCAUCUUUACACUCAUUGUGGUACACAGAGAUCUAAUCUAUGACUUACAAUGUGAAAGACAUUCCUCAGAACAGCCAAUCUGAGAUUUUGGCCGGCCGAUGGGGGGCAGUCUGCUGUCUCUGCUGUAUGUUUCUCCUCGGUAGCUAGCAUCCGUGGCCCGUAUGUGCCCCUGGAACCUCUUGGGGAGGAGGCUGUGCCUCCUGGGGCAGGAGGAGGCGCCCCCAGAUUAGAACAGCAUACACCCUUUUUUCCCUUUUUGAGCCUCUUGUGAACUGGAUGCCUGUCUUGCCAGAUAUACUGUUCUUCCCCAAAGCCUCCUCUCUGACGCUUCCUCCAAGCACUGCCCCAUUCUCACUGAAUCCCCUGCGGCCCAGGGUGAGCUUGAGCAGCCUGGCAUUGGCGCAGUUAUCCAGAUGUCUGGGAGGCUGAUGCUCAGGGCCAGCCCUCAGCUCUUGCUCAGAUAUCCCCAUUAUGGGCUUUGUUUUUCUGUUCCUUUUUCCCUUUCUCUUCUCCUCCCUCCCCUCGCCCUUCCCCCCAGUGAGAAGACAGGUUCCUGCGGCUGACAGGUCCCUGGCCUAGUUCAUAGUGUCGCCGUUUCUACAGUUGUAAUUUGAAGGGCCCCUAUGAGCCGCCCCUCUCCAAAGGCAGUGCAGAAGGAAGGAAAAUCUGAGGCUGCCCAUGUUUCUCUCCCUUAUCCCUGCUUCCCCCCAUGCUGACUCACUGUGAGUGACCUUGGGCAAGUUACCAAACCUCUUUGUGCCUCAGUUUCCCCAUCUGGAAAAAAUGGGGCCAACUCUUGCCAGCAAGUUAGCAGGGGCUACACACUUUGUGGGCUGAGGAGGGGGCAGCUGGCCCCGAGCCCAGCUGGAGUCUCACUCUCCUGGCCCUUUGUUAGCUUGGUUAGUUGUUUUGGGGAGAGCUCUGUGUCUGUUCCAUGUCCUGUGUUUUCUUCAUGUGUGUGAGCCCUCCCAGCCCACACAGACGUCUCGAUGUGUCAAGCACUUAACCCCUCAGCACCGGGCAGCAUGUUCUGCCCCUAAAAUGCUGCAGGGAGAGGGGAGGUCCAGGCUGCCAGACCCAGCCCAGCAUUGGGAAAAGGAGUACGGGGUGGGGGGAGGAGUCUUGUUUUUUAUAUUUAUUUUUAAUGAAAAAAAGCUCUAAAUGGAGUAGAAUCACAAUCCGUGAGUCCAGUGUCAAGUGGUGGCUGAUGUGGGGUCCCUCCUCCCCUCCUGGAGCAGGGUAUGGCACCUCAGGCAUGGCCAGGCCCACAGAGGCAUUGGAUGGUCCCCAGCACUGUCCUGGAGCAGGUGGGCAGGCCCUCCAUGGCCACUCUCACCUCCACCUGCUCUCCCUGCAGCAUCUCCCUCAGCAACCUUCCUAGGAAAGGUCUGUUUCUUGGUGAUUGGGGUUUUUUUCCCUCCUUUUCAAAGCAAUAUUCCGGGGACUGUGCAGAGUUGUAUCAUAUUGAAUCUUCCUGUCCAUAGUUAGUCGACAGAUGAUGAUCCCAGGUUUAUAUGACAGGGGAGGAGGGAGGACAGGGCUUAGAGGUGGCCCUGCAGAGCUGUAGACUGGGCAGGGCCUCACUGGGCACAGGAGAGGACAUCUGUGUCUGAGCUGCUUGUUUCAGCGUUAGUGAAAUGACAUGCUGAAGAGAAGGCCGAUUGUAAAGAAACAAAAUAAAAUGUAAAAGUCACAAAAAAAUUUGUAUAAAGACCUAUUUUUGUACUACAUCAGAACUAUUCCUGCAUGUCUGCAAUAAAAUUUCCUAAUGUAGAACCACC
Trichosurus vulpecula (common brushtail) is the source of this 4053-nucleotide messenger RNA. RefSeq names its product serine/threonine kinase 40 (gene STK40). Bases 146 to 1453 code for a protein of 435 amino acids. Gene Ontology annotation, biological process: protein phosphorylation. NCBI's taxonomy places the organism in Eukaryota, Metazoa, Chordata, Mammalia, Diprotodontia, Phalangeridae. The transcript has 11 exons. The record is from RefSeq and is a predicted model, not a curated record. Gene Ontology annotation, molecular function: ATP binding; protein kinase activity.